AUGGGUGGCGAUGCAAUCUGGGGCCCCGAUGGCGAGGCGGUUGCUUACAUCACUGCUGCCGGCCUUGACAAGACCAACUUGAAGCCACUCUUCACCCUCCUACCCUCGGUCACUGAAGACUUGACUCUCUUUCAAACGGGGUCACCGCUCAAGUUCUAUCUCUGGAGUGCCGACGACUACAGUCUUCACAAGGUCACCUUGGAUAACUUGGAUGAAAUCUUGAAAUGGCUGCAGGCUGAGGACAGGCCGUUCUAUACUUUGCCAUCGGAGAGGAUUUUCUGA
Podospora anserina S mat+ is the source of this 282-nucleotide messenger RNA. RefSeq lists its product as uncharacterized. The coding region runs from base 1 to 282 and encodes 93 amino acids. The transcript has a single exon. NCBI's taxonomy places the organism in Eukaryota, Fungi, Ascomycota, Sordariomycetes, Sordariales, Podosporaceae. The record is from RefSeq and is a predicted model, not a curated record.